Molecule: messenger RNA, 909 nt
Organism: Erythranthe guttata (spotted monkey flower)
Lineage: Eukaryota; Viridiplantae; Streptophyta; Magnoliopsida; Lamiales; Phrymaceae
Product: phosphoribosylformylglycinamidine synthase
Source: RefSeq, a predicted model, not a curated record
ACAAUACUACAUAAACAGAAAAAAGCCCAAACUAAAAAAAAAUCUGGCAAAGGCAGUGUUGAAACUCAAGCUCUGAACAAAAAUGGCGUGCAGGACUGCGUUGAGGACCGUCUUCUUAACCGGACCAUGGCUGCCCUUACCUUCCGCCGCCACAAAUAAAUUCUCCAUUUUUCUCACACCAAUCAAGAAAUUAUCAUCAACAACACCCACUCCUAAUUCAAAUUCAAAUUCAAAUUCAAAUUGCGGCUGCCAAAUUGCAGUUAAAUCCAAAAGUUUCGCAAGUAAUUGCUCCAACAUCGGAAACCCAUCUUCGUACGCCGACGAUUCCGAGCAGGGCCCACCUCAAGAAGCCGUUCUCAAGGCCAUUUCAGAAGUUUCGAAAGCCGAAGGGAGAGUUGGGCAAACCACCAAUGUAGUAAUUGGAGGUACGGUUGCAGACGAUUCAUCCAAUGAGUGGCUUGCUCUUGAUCAGAAGGUGAACUCAUAUCCAACGGCUAGAGGAUUUACGGCAAUCGGAACGGGAGGUGAGGAUUUUGUGCAGGCCAUGGUUGUUGCUGUUGAAUCCGUACUUCAACAGCCUAUCCCACAAGGUCAGGUGAAACAGAAGAUCUCAUCAGGUGGCAAGUAUGUAUCUGUAAACAUUGGACCUGUUCAAGUUCUUUCCAGUGAGCAGGUGCAAGCGGUAUACAAUGCGAUGAGAAGAGACGACAGGAUGAAAUAUUUUUUGUAAGAUCUAUUUCCGAUUAGAUUUUGUAUAGAAGGCUAAAAUCAUGUAGAAACGGCAUGCUUUGCUCCUAUUUUUAUUUUAUUACUUUUACUAUCCAACAUUAAUUUUCAUACUAAUCGUUUAUUUACUUACGCACAUGCGUACAUACACGGAUUUGUUGAUUUAGCUAAUAUUUGUCAUUA